Chlorella variabilis is the source of this 3156-nucleotide messenger RNA. RefSeq lists its product as hypothetical. Gene Ontology annotation, biological process: proteolysis. The transcript is spliced from 25 exons. Bases 1 to 3156 code for a protein of 1051 amino acids. Gene Ontology annotation, molecular function: serine-type endopeptidase activity. The record is from RefSeq and is a predicted model, not a curated record. NCBI's taxonomy places the organism in Eukaryota, Viridiplantae, Chlorophyta, Trebouxiophyceae, Chlorellales, Chlorellaceae.
AUGACGCCCUCCGGGCGCACAGAGCUUGUGGCGCUGCUCUUUGUUGUCGUGGCGGCAAGCGGCGCUGUGCCCGCGCUGGCCAGCGCUGCAGAUGGCAAGCCGUACUGCACGUGGAGUGGCUUUGUCAGCAUCCCCUACGUCCCCAAUGCCAACAUUGAAUUGAUAGAGGGGCUGCUGCCCCAGACCUGCAGCGACAAGCUGCUCACGCCGGAGCUCAAGCGCAACUGCCGCUCUUGCGAGCGGCGGGCCACCCGGGGCGAGUGCCUCCGCGGCAUUGCGCAGACCUGGAAUAAUGGGGCAGGUGCUGGGAAGCACCCAAGCAUGAGCAUCUCGUGUGUGCUGUGCCCGGCUGCAGACCGCCAGAGCUGCAACUGGCUGAGCUGGAAUGCGAGAGGGGAGAAGGUCCGGGAAGUCAACUACACGCUAGGAAUAAACUGGCCCUACAUGCUGGCCAGCAAAAUCAACCCCAGGGCGUGCAGCCAGACGCGGGAGUACACCGUGCUCAGCUCCCCUGCCGCCUACAGCACAGCCUACUUCACCCUGUCCGCCUCGGGGGCCGACCCCGACCACUCCAACGGCGCAGAGAUCCCCGGCGGCCUGCGCCCGGACAUCUCCUGCCUCGUGCGCUCCCCCAACAACACCUGCUCCAUCGUGUUCCACAACACGCCCGAUGUCCACUUCACGCUCUCCUCCCGAGACAUGUGGACCAAGAACAAAGACAUUGUGCGGCGGCUGAGCGUCAAUGACGACGACUGCCUGUACGACCCAAGGCGGCACUGCCAGCCCGCCGACCCGCCUUUCAAAUACCUCGCGAAGAUCACGGAGCAUCUCUGCCCGCCAGGGGUGAACCCUUCCAAGGUAGUGCGGUACGCCGGCAAGGUGCCGAUGGGACAGCCGGGCUACCUGCUGUACCCCAGCCUCACGCCGCUCAACUACAGAGAGACAGGCUUUUCGCUGAAAGGCCUGUCCAGGGUGGAGUGGAACAUUAACAGCCAGAGUCAGAUGCUGGUGAUGAUUGCUCCGGCAGACGUUGCGCUCUAUGUCUGCCCCCCGGGCACCAAGGUAUGCGAUUAUCGCCGCGUUUGGAAUGUGAGCAAGAAUCGCACGAAGUGCUUUUUCAGUCGCUGCACAGGAGUCUACAAGAAACUGAAGCGAGAGGACACCAUUAUGAUGAUCAGUUAUCUGGUCUACGACAACUUUGAGCAAUAUGAUCCGGACCUGCCAUCGCAAACAGUUGACGUUGACCUGUAUGGGUACCCCGUGUGCGGUGCCCUUGUGGCAGCAGACGGCCAGGGGCUAGGGGUGGGCAGCGGCAGCGGUGGCGGCAGCAGCUCCGCCUCUGCAGCCGCCUAUGCCGAGGGCCACGUGCUGCCUCUGCGUUACGUGGGGCGACAUCACGCCGAGCCGCUGCCGCCUCCACCCGGCAGCAGCGUUGUGGCAGCUGCCGCAGCGGGCAACGUCGUGCCAGACGACGCCGUGGUGCUGUUCUCCAUCCCUGACGGCGGUGCCAGCGUGGAGGAAACUAUAGCGCAGCUGCAGCAGCACCCGGACAUCGACAUCGCAGAGCCCAAUUUCAUCAGGCGCCGCAGCAACGUGGAGGACGGCUUGGGCACCGGCGGCGGCGGCGGCACCGACGAUGGCAUGUGCUCAGCCGCUGCCAACGAUAUGGGCGGCGGCGGCGGCGGCGGCGGCGAUGGCGCUGCCAGCUCCCACUCCGCCGCCGCUCGCCGCCUGGCGGCAGCCGCCCAGCCUGCCUCAGGCCCGCCCAACGAUUUUUUCUACAGCGGUCGACACACGCUGUGGCACCUCAGCCAGGUGCAGGCGCCCGUGGCCUGGCACGCAUCCACCGGCUCCAACCAGGUGCGCGUGUGUGUGAUCGACACCGGCGCCCGCGGCGACCACGAAGACCUGCAGCAGGGGCGGCUGGUCAAGGGGUGGAACAGGGCAUGCCCCACCUGCGCCGAGGGGCGGUGGACGGGGGACAUGCCCGCCCCUGGCACACCCGCGUACUUCAACUUUUCAGACCACAGCGGGCACGGCACCCACACCUCUGGCAUCAUCGGCGCCCUGGCCAACAACCUGCUGGGGGUGGCGGGGGUCGCCUGGAACGUAUCCAUAUACAUGUGUGCUGUGGAGGGGCCUGACAUGCUCUUCUACACCGCCUCCCUGCUUGACUGCUACGCCCUGUGCCAGCAGGAGGGCGCUCGCAUCGUGUCCAACUCAUACGGCAGCGACGGCCCCGAGGGCGCCCCAGGCUACUCCCAGCUGGAGUAUGAGGCCAUCCAGGCGCUGGGCCAGGCGGGCGCCCUGUUUGUGGCCGCGGCAGGCAACGGGGCCAACAACAACGACGAGGUGGCAGUGGGCCGCCGCUUCUACCCGGCCAGCUACCAGCUUGAUACAAUCAUCUCAGUGGCUGCCACCAAAGCAGACGACACGCUGACAAGCUACAGCACCUAUGGCAGGUAUGGAGGCUCCACCGUGCAUCUGGCCGCCCCCGGCACCGUGCUUUCCACCUUCUUCGACAGCCCAUCCAGCUACAAGUACCUGUCCGGUACCAGCAUGUCGUGCCCGCUGGUGGCCGGGGCCGUCGCCCUGCUGCUGGCGCUCAAGCCCAGCGCCGGGCCCCUGGAAAUCAAGCAGGCGCUGCUGUCGUCUGUCGACCCUGUGGCUGCGCUGGCGGGACGCGUCAGCACCGGCGGGCGGCUGAAUGUGGCGGCGGCGGUGGCCGCCCUGCUUGGCAUCCCUGACCCGCCGCCCCGCAUCGCAUUCGGCGACAUGGUGGAGCCGCACACCACAGCCGCCUUCUCCUUCCUCACGCAGAGCCUGUGGCGCCUCACCGACCAGCACGGCACGGACGCAGAGGCGUGUCGGGCCAGUUGCCUGUCCACGAGCUGGUGCUUCCUCUGGCUGGCUGCCCCUAGCCUCAGCGCCAUGUGGGCCCAGCGCAGCGGCAUCACGUACCGCGGCUCCUGCUUCCUGGGGGACGGUACCGUGGUACUGACUGACCUUAACUCCAACGCACCCAACUUCACCGCGGGAUACCGGACGGUGGGCGUGCCGGGGCCCUGGCUGCCGGCGCCGCCGGCGCCCCCGAGGCCGCCGCCGAGGCCGCCGCUGCCGCCACGCCGCCCGCCGUCUCCGCGGCCGCCGCGGUGA